Molecule: messenger RNA, 915 nt
Organism: Coffea arabica (coffee)
Lineage: Eukaryota; Viridiplantae; Streptophyta; Magnoliopsida; Gentianales; Rubiaceae
Source: RefSeq, a predicted model, not a curated record
AUGAAUCGACGAGGACAUGAACGGGGGCGUGGGCAUGGGAUUCGGCAAUCCUGCACUCCCGAGACAGGUGAGGAAUCUGAGACUGGACCAAACCAAAACCCUAGAAACGAAGAGGGUGACCAAGUGGUUACAGUCAUUAACCGCAUGACUGAUAUUCUCGAGCGCUUAGCUGAGCGCCAGGGACUUGAACCAGUCGACCAACCUAGGAAUCAAGAGAGAUGCGAGGAUAAAGCCCUCGAGCGAUUCUUGAAGUUCGCUCCCCCUAAGUUCCAUGGAGGGUCUAAUCCCGAAAUAGCGGAAACUUGGUUCGAAAGGAUGGUUGAUAUUUUUGCUGCUUUGGAUUAUACCGAUGAAAGGCAAGUGAAUUUUGCCGUUUUUCAAUUUGAAAGAGCGGCACGCUCGUGGUGGAAUAUUGUUAGUACAAAGUGGGAAAGAGAACAAAUCCCUUGGACUUGGAUAAACUUUGAGAGGGAGUUUAAUGUCAAGUUUCUCCCUCCAAUUAUACAAGAAAAGAGGGAGGACGACUUUAUUAAGUUAAAACUAGGAUUAUUAAGUGUGGCCGAGUAUGAGGAACAGUUCACCAAACUUUUCAAAUUUGCCCCUGAGCUUGUACUCACCGAGCGAAAAAGGAUAAAGAAGUUUAUUCAGGGGUUAAAUGUAGAAAUUCAAGAAUCCCUAGCAGCUGCCCAGAUAACCACUUUUACGGAUGUCUUGGAUAAGGCACAGAGGGUAGAGAAUGCUAAGUCUCAAUCUAGGACUUUUCAUGCUAGGAAGAGGGGUAACCCAAAUGAUAUCCCUAAACCGUCCGAGAAGUCUACUCAACCCCUUAAUAUGGAAAAAGGAAUUGGAGGAGUGAAGGUGCUUGAAAAAUCCGGAGAAACUCCGUCAAGUAAAGCCCCGCCAAAAGGAAAUUAG